Molecule: messenger RNA, 822 nt
Organism: Gigantopelta aegis
Lineage: Eukaryota; Metazoa; Mollusca; Gastropoda; Neomphalida; Peltospiridae
Product: ankyrin repeat domain-containing protein 29-like
Exons: 1
Coding region: 1-822 (273 amino acids)
Molecular function (GO): protein binding
Source: RefSeq, a predicted model, not a curated record
AUGGAGAUUGAUGUUAGCCUUUAUGUUGAUAACAAUAUUCAUGAAGUUGCCAGGGAUGGCAAUAUUGAUGCUAUUAAGCUUCUACUUAAGAAACAUAUAGAUAUCAAUAUUCAGGAUAAAAAUGGACUGACUGCUCUAAUGCUAGCUAGUAGAAAUGGUCAUCAUCAUGUUGUCGAACUACUACUAAAAGAACAUGCUGACAUUAAUACUCAGAAAAAACAUGGAGGGACUGCCUUAAUGGUAGCUAGUGAAAGUGGUCAUCACCAGGUUGUUGAAAUACUACUCAAAGAACACGCUGACAUUAACCUCCAGACAAAAAGUGGACUGACUGCUCUAAUGCUAGCCAGUCAAAAUAGUCACACCAAGAUUGUUGAACAAUUACUCAAAGAGCAUGCCAAUGUUAAUACUCAGGAAGAAAUUGGAUGGACUGCCCUAAUGCUAGCAAGUCAAAAUGGUCAUCACCAGGUUGUAAAACUAUUGCUCAAAGAACAUGCUGACAUUAAUCAUCAAGGAAAAGAUGGAGUGACUGCUCUAAUGCUAGCUAGUCAAAAUGGUCAUCACCAGGUCAUUGAAAUACUACUCAAAGAGCACGCUGACAUUAAUCACCAGGGAAAAGAUGGAUGGACUGCUCUAAUGCUGGCUAGUCAAAAUGGUCAUCACCAAGUCAUUGAACUACUACUCAAAGAACAUGCCAAUGUUAAUGCUCAAAAAGUAAAUGGAGCAACUGCCCUAAUGCUAGCUAGUCAAAAUGGUCAUCACCAGUCAUUGAACUUUUACUCAAACUACAUGUCAACAUCAAUAGCCAGAAAGAAAAUGGAGUGA